CAGAAAACAAACCAAAAAAUAUUCACAUAAUCACUUGGUUUCUUCGUUUUUUCUCUUUCCACUUCCAUAACCACUGCAACUUCCUCUCACUCUCCACAGCUCCCUACGCUUCCACAAACACAAACUUAAACGCUACCAUUUACAAUCACACGCUCUUUGUCUCAGAUCUAAACCCAUAAAGCUUUGCACCCUUUUGCUUUCCUUUGUGUUUGUUUUCUUAUUUUUUCCUCUUUUUCAUGUCAGAUAAGUAUAUCUGAGUCUGACGAUAAUGUCGAAGUCGGAAUCCCAAUCACGAGCUUCUAUCUCAUUUUCCCACGCUGAUCAUCAAUACCCAGAUAUGGAUACGAUGGUUCAGUUGAUUCAAGCGUUACAAAAUUCUGAAACACGAGAGCGUGCUCUUCUCCUUCUAUCCAAGAAUAGGAUAAUUCGUGAAGAGUUGGCACCACUGUUAUGGCAUUCUUUUGGCACUAUCACUACACUGCUACAGGAAAUAAUUUUAGUAUAUCAUUCACUGUCUUCUGCACAUCUCACAGAAAGAGUAUCAAACCGAGUGUGUAAUGCACUUGCUUUACUUCAGGGGGUAGCAGCACACCCCGAUACAAAGAUGCUUUUUAUUAAGGCUAAAAUACCUUCAUAUCUCCUCCCUUUUCUUAACAACACAAGCAAGGAAAAGUCUCAUGAGUAUUUAAGACUUGCCAGCUUAGGUGUUAUUGGUGCACUAGUAAAGGUCGAUGAUGCAGAAGUUGUACACUACAUUCUCAAUUCUGAAUUAUUUCCUUCUUUCCUAUGUUGUAUGGAGGUUGGCGCUGAAUUGUCGAAAACAGUAGCCACAUUUAUAGUUCAUAGAAUCCUAGUACAUGAAGAGGGCCUAAAGUAUUGUUGUAUUCUAGCGGACCGAUUUUUUGUCAUAGUGAAUGUUUUAGGAACCAUGAUUGAAAAACUUGCUGAAGAUGGAAGGCUUGUAGAAGAUCACUCCAAGCGGCUACUAAAACACAUUAUUUGGUGUUAUAAAAGGUUAUCAGAACAUCCAAGGGCAUGUGAUGCACUCAGAUCUUGCCUUCCCAUGAAGUUAAAACAUCCAUCCUUCAUUAACAUCCUUCGUGAUGAUGAAACGGCCAUGCAGUGCAUACAAAAGUUACUUGACAAUGUUGCAGCUGGACACUGGUCUAGACAAAUAGCUGGGCAGCCUGUAGCACAGUUACUUGGGCGGUUGAUCAGAGGCCAGAUUGGUUGAGCUAAUUUAUAGAAUCCAAGUUGUCAGUGAGAUUACAUAUACAUACAUGGAUAGAUGAUACGUGAUCGUUGCAGAGAUUAAUUAGUAAUUAACCGUACAUUCUACAAUUUAAAGAGUAGUUUUUUAGAAAAACUGGUUUAAGUAAAGCUAGUGGAUUCUUUCACUAAGAGCAAUUUCUCUCUCGCAACUGUGGGGAGUACAUGACUUUGGCUGAAUCUAAGGAGUUCAAAGGUUAAAUAAUAUGAACUAGAUUCAAGUUUG
Manihot esculenta (cassava) is the source of this 1495-nucleotide messenger RNA. Its product is annotated as CCR4-NOT transcription complex subunit 9. NCBI's taxonomy places the organism in Eukaryota, Viridiplantae, Streptophyta, Magnoliopsida, Malpighiales, Euphorbiaceae. Gene Ontology annotation, biological process: negative regulation of translation; mRNA catabolic process. Gene Ontology annotation, cellular component: P-body; CCR4-NOT complex; CCR4-NOT core complex. The transcript is spliced from 9 exons. Bases 269 to 1234 code for a protein of 321 amino acids. The record is from RefSeq and is a predicted model, not a curated record.